Maylandia zebra (zebra mbuna) is the source of this 2017-nucleotide messenger RNA. It is a transcript of the gene zcchc10, whose product is annotated as zinc finger, CCHC domain containing 10. NCBI's taxonomy places the organism in Eukaryota, Metazoa, Chordata, Actinopteri, Cichliformes, Cichlidae. The record is from RefSeq and is a predicted model, not a curated record. Gene Ontology annotation, molecular function: zinc ion binding; nucleic acid binding.
AAACUGUGAUGUAUAAUCUUUCUAUUCACCAAAUUAUCUUAUACGUGAUCUACUUCUCUGACACAUGUUUGCCUUGUAAAUUUGAAUAAAAUUAAAUAAUUUUUAAAAAGUCCAGGUUGAUUCACAAUAAAGUAUCUUCAGCAACUUAAUGAUGUAUACAUAUUUCAUAUAACCAUGACAUAAAACCCAUUUUAUAUAUAUUAUAUUAAAUUUUUCUGACUUUCUGACUAGUAGGUGCACGUCUAAGCAUAAAUUGGGCGUUAAUGCUUAUCUUUUUCUUUCCCUGUUUAAUACAAACGUUAUAAAUAAAUUACAAUAUAAUAACUGGUCUUAUUUCAUUUUAUUAAUACUCUUUGGGAGGGAAUUCUAAAUUGUAAUGAUACAUCUAUAAAUAUACCAGUUAAUCAUUCAAAACCAGUGACAGUGUAUAACAUUCAAUAACGCUUGUGUGCUUUAUAUUAACGUUGAACUCUUACAAAAGAGAAAAUACUGUAAAGACUUUAAAAAUUAGUCACGAUGACUGAAAUCUAACUAAUGGAAUUACAAAAUGCGCCAUGAACCCAAAUAAGCAGAAUUCAAACAAUAUUAAAAAACCUUUCUGAUAACAAUAUGUUUUUCAAUAAUACUUUUGCAUAAUAAUAAAUACUAUAUAACCUUACACCGUUUAAAACAUGAAAGGCUAAAAGACAUAAAAAUUUGCUAGAAUAUUCCAACAAGAGAUUGGCCGCUGUCGUCAUCGUACAGAGCAUAACGCAAGGCGUACAAUUUGCCACACGGGGCACACCGGUUGGUCGGAGUUUACGCCUUGAAGACAAGCACAACUACUUAAAAACGACAGGUGACAAACACCGCCCGGUCGUGUUUUAACCGGCGAAGCCACACCAAUUCUCCAAACUGUCAUUACCGUUAAUAAAACUAUGAGCUCAGCUAACUUGCUUAGCUUCAUAAUCGGUCUUGGAAGGCGGUGUGAGCCUUAUGAGUUAAUUUCUAGAUGGUUCCAUGCUCACCAUAGACAGGCUGAGAAAUGUAUCACUAACUUACACGGAAAAGCAGUUCAAUUUCCCAGCAAUGAGCACAAAUGGUCGCUGAAAGCAGAGAAGUUGCGUUCACGUGUAUUACAGUGACACAGGGAGGCAAACAAACAACAUGUGCGCUGCCAGAAGUGUUUGGAGAUGGGACACUGGACCUACGAAUGCACCGGGAAGAGGAAAUAUGUGCACAGGCCAUCAAGAACGACUGAGCUGAAAAAGAAACUCAAGGAAAAUGAAAACAAACCCCUCAGCAUAGCUGGACCAGGCACAGAAGGCUCCAGUGAGAAGAAAGUGAAAAAGAAGGCUAAAGACUCGAGCGACAGCAGCAGCGGCUCAGGCGGCUCCUCCAGUGACUCAUCGUCAGACAGCAGCGAUUCCUCCAGCUCCUCUUCAGAUGACAGCAGCAGUGACAGCGACGAUGACAGCUCUUCCUCCUCCUCAUCCUCUUCUUCGUCCUCCUCAUCUUCGUCCUCAGACAGCUCAGACUCAGGAAGUAGCAGCGAUUCGGAUCAAGGACCUCCUAAGAAGAAGAAAAAGAAGAAAUAAACAUUGUGGAAUCAGCAGGAUUUCUUGUUGUUAUUUUUCUUUUCCUGAUUUUUUUUUUUUUUUUUUUUUUUUUUUUUUUUCCCCUCCUUAUUAAAAAAACAACAACAACAACUGAGUGGAUAUGGACUAAGGAGAGGAGACACGAUGUCACAAAAGAGAGAAAUAAGGCAAUUCCAGUGUUACUUCUACUAGUGGGAUAUUUUCUUCAAUUUUUAGGUCUACUAAGGAUACAAACUUUAAAUAUCCAAAGCAACGAAUGUGAUUAAUCAAAUGAAAUCUUGUGAUUUUGUACUUUAGUAUAUUUUUAGUGAAACUUAAUCUGUACAGUUCAAAAUCUUUAUAAAACAGCAGCAUAUCUAGAACUGAAAAGACAUGAUACAACAAUAAAAGAUUAUAUAACAGUUGUUUUAGUCUGAAUAAAAUUAGUUACGCACACAAAA